AUGGCUUUUGACCAUCAAGAAGACAAAAAACCUGACGAAGUAGAUAAAGAGGUAGACACCCCAGAUGCAGAGUCUGACAACAAACAAGAAGAAGAAGAACCCGAAGCACAACAACAACAAGAAGCUGAAGCCCAGGAAACAGUCACACAGGUUGGCAACCACUCACAGAUCGGUGAUGAGCACUCAGGUAAUGUUGUGACCCAUGCCUGGGAGAAUGGUCCCUACCUGCUGGUGGUGAGGAUCCUGCCAGUCAAUACAGAAGGUGUGGAGGACUAUCAAUUGACUGUUGGUGUCUCCGAGAGAAAAGGCACCAGUUACCUUUCUGCUACAGACUGGGCACUGCUUCCUUUCUAUGGUGUGAUGUGUGGAGUGUACGUGCUGUACGGGGUGAUCUGGCUGCUCCUGCUGGCCUGCCAGUGGAGGGACCUGCUGCGGAUCCAGUUCUGGGUGGGAGGAGUCAUCAUCCUGGGCAUGCUGGAGAAGGCUGUGUUCUAUGCUGAGUACCAGCAUGUCAACAGCACUGGGGUAUCAGUGCGAGGGGCAGUGGUGUUUGCUGAGCUGGUGUCAUGUCUGAAGAGAACCCUGGCCAGGAUGCUGGUCAUCAUUGUCUGCCUGGGGUAUGGAAUCGUCAAGCCCCGUCUUGGCCCGAUGCUCCACCGUGUGUUGGGUGUCGGUGCCCUGUACUUCAUCCUGGGAUCUGUGGAGGGCUGUCUCCGCUCCAUCAGACCCAAACAGGACCCGACCAACCAGGCGCUACUGGCGUCCAUCCCGCUGGCCGUGCUGGACUCGGCCAUCUGCUGGUGGAUCUUCAGCAGCCUGGUGCAGACCACCCGCACCCUGCGCCUCCGCCGCAACCUGGUCAAACUGUCCCUCUACAGACACUUCACCAACACUCUCAUCUUCGCUGUGCUAGCUUCCAUCGGCUUCAUGAUUUGGUCCUUUAAGACAAUCAGAUUCACACAGUGCCUGUCUGACUGGUCAGAGUUGUGGGUGGAUGAGGCUUACUGGCACCUCCUGUUCUCGGUCAUCCUGAUGGUCAUCAUGGUCCUGUGGAGGCCUACAGCCAACAACCAGCGCUAUGCCUUCUCUCCACUGACUGAGGAACAGGAUGUGGAAGCUGAGGAACCCAUGCUCAACGAUGCUUUUGAGGGAAUGAAGAUGCGCGGCCUUAGUGGGAAAAACAACGCCAACGGCAACUCCCCGGCCAUGAACGAUACAGACAUGAAGGCAGAGGAGGAUUUGAAAUGGAUAGAAGAAAACAUUCCUUCUUCAGUCGCUGAUACAGCCUUGCCAAGUCUUUUAGACUCUGAUGAAGAAAUCAUGACCACCCGGUUUGAGAUGAACAAGAUGGAAUAAUGAGGGAGACAGAACUCCUGUUUCGACAGAAAUUAGGAGUUCUGGUCUUCACUUCUGCUCAAGUGGGAUGAGGAAACUGUCAUUCCAGGCCGCUUCGUGAAGAAUAGACAUGCUGGAAAGUGGGCAAUAUUAUUUCUGGAGUACUUAUAAGUUGUGUAUAUAAGACCAAUGAAAUGAUAAAUCGAAUAUAUCCUGCAUUUUUUUGUGCUGCUUUAAUUGUAGUUUGUUUAGAAAUUGUAUAAAAGUCAAAUACAGCCAGUCAAACAUGUACAUUGUAUAUAUGGUAUUAACGGUUAAUGGGGUAAAUAUUGCUCUGCUGACAAACUGUAACAUGUCCAUGUGCAGAGAUUAGAUGUUCUUUAUAUGUUGUUAUGAAACAAAACUAAAGGCUACUUGAAUAGUGUUAAGUAGUAAGGAGAUAUAUUUGUCAGUAUACUGGUAAGAAACAUAUCUUAAGUUGAUGUGGCAGCACUUUGCACAUGCACACAUUUCCCACUGUUUUAUUUGUGUUUGUGGCACACUGGGCUGUAUUGAAUCACUUGUUUAUUUGUUUGUUAAUAAUUAGAUGUUGGUUGCUAAGAUAAUUGAUUUUGGUUGGUGUAUAGAAUGACAAGUGAAGAUCACAUGUACAUGUAUGUAAGCUGCCUGUAUAAGUCAGCAGUUGUAUUGAGAUUGGUACUAAUGGAUUGUGGUGACCUUCUGAGUCCUGACACAGGAAUAAUCCUAAAAAAAAAAACAACUUUAAGGUUUAACACAUGUGUUAGAGUAACAGUUUGUAUGUAUACAGCCAUUUUAGCUUUAUCUAUUAUUAUAAUGUGAUAGAUGUAAGAAUCAAUGUUGCUUAAAACAUGGUUGUACUUUAAUAUUCCAUUUCAAAUACAUCUGCCAAAGAAACAAGAAAACUACUGAAUUUGUUAAGGCUUAAGAUAUAAACCCAGGUAUGAUAAACUUUAGAACUGGACUUUCCUAAUGUAUUAAGUGAAGGUAAUAGGAGUUAAUAUUACUCAGUCUGGUGAUUUCAUCAUAGGGUCUUGAAGGAAACCUCUUACAAAAUGAUAAGAUCUUUGUAUAAGGUAAAGUAUUGGUGUGUAACUACCCUUGUAAAUACUGUACAAUAGUCUUGUCAACAGUAUGGAAGGACAACUUGUGCAAAAUGAAGUGCUAUAAGGUUAGUUUUUGUCUCAAUGUUAUGGUGGUGAAUUUGGAUAAAGACGUAUCCUGUC
This is a messenger RNA of Branchiostoma belcheri (Belcher's lancelet), 2579 nucleotides long. RefSeq names its product transmembrane protein 87A-like. NCBI's taxonomy places the organism in Eukaryota, Metazoa, Chordata, Leptocardii, Amphioxiformes, Branchiostomatidae. The transcript has 16 exons. The record is from RefSeq and is a predicted model, not a curated record. Gene Ontology annotation, cellular component: membrane; Golgi apparatus. Gene Ontology annotation, biological process: retrograde transport, endosome to Golgi. Bases 1 to 1356 code for a protein of 451 amino acids.